AUGAGGUCUGAUGCAUUAAUGGGUACCUCCAGAGGCAUUCCUGGCUUUUUUAAGAACCCCUCCUCUAAGGUCGAACUUACUUCGUCCCUUCCUCUAGCAGUGAAGACUUCUACUGAUCUGCUUAUAAGGGGCUGGACUGAGAAAGAGCAAGGAAACUUGGAGCAAAUGUCAGCGAGUGAGCCCUACAUUACUACAGAGCUGCUGAAUCACAAGGUCAUCUUGUAUAUGAUAGCGGUGUUUGAUAAGGUAAAAGAUGAGUUUGACAAGGUGGUCAAUUUGAGAGAUGAGUCUCUAUGCCUACAUUCUGCUUUUGAAGAGGAGAUGGCACUUUAUACUGAGGAGAAUAAAACCCUGGAAGAGCGUAUAGCCAACAUGGAGGCAAAACUGGAGAGACGAAAGCAUUUAUAG
Fraxinus pennsylvanica is the source of this 408-nucleotide messenger RNA. NCBI's taxonomy places the organism in Eukaryota, Viridiplantae, Streptophyta, Magnoliopsida, Lamiales, Oleaceae. The record is from the annotation of a GenBank genome assembly.